AUGAGUUGUAGGAGAGUGCUCAAGUCGAUACAAGCCUUGGCGGCUCAUAGCUUACUCUUCUGUUUCACGCUCUCGUUGGUCCUUAAGCUUGAUCACGCCGUCGCUUCCUCAUGGUGGAUGGUAUUUUUGCCGCUGUGGGGUUUUCAUGCAGUGACUGCAAGAGGAAGAUUCUCUCUUCCUGCUCCUGUUGCUCCGCGUAACCGUCAUUGGGCUCCAUGCCAUGCUGUUGUGGCGACCCCGUUGCUUGUAGCUUUUGAAUUGCUUCUCUGUAUAUAUCUCGAGAGUUCUUAUGGUAGCUGGCCACCAGCUGUGAGUUUGAAGAUUGCAUCCCUACCGUUAUUGGCAUUUGAAGUAACCAUACUGAUAGACAAUUUGAGGAUGUGUCGAGCACUGAUGCCAGGAGACGACGACAGCUUAACUGAUGAAGCAAUAUGGGAGGCACUUCCUCAUUUUUGGGUUGCUAUUUCCAUGGUGUUCACAUUGGCUGCUACAUUCUUUACCCUCCUAAAGCUUUCUGGCGAUGUAGCUGCUCUCAGCUGGUGGGAUUUAUUUAUAAAUAUUGGAAUUGCCGAGUGCUUUGCUUUUCUUGUUUGUACAAAAUGGUCCAACCCAGAGAUCCAUAGAAGCUCACGCGCUCGAGAGACGGGGUCAUCUUCUAACACUAUUAGAUAUCUUGACUGGAAUAGUGGCCUAGUAGUUGCUGCAGAAGAGGAUGGGCACCAAGAUAGAUUGUGUGGUUUACAAGAUAUUGGUGGUCACCUGUUGAAAAUUCCCGUCAUUGUAUUUCAAGCUGGCCUUUGCAUGCAUCUAGAGGGGACUCCUGAAAGAGCGAAGGAUAUAUCUAUUCCAGUCCUGUUUUCUCCACUAUUCCUAUUGCAAGGCCUUGGUGUUCUCUUUGCUGCAUCUAAAUUAAUAGAGAAGAUCGUCGUCUUACUGCGCGGGGAAGCUGGCUCAGGGUUUUAUUUUAGAUUUUCAUCAAGAGCCCAUGAUUGCUUGGGUUUCUUGCACCAUGGUUCCAGACUAUUAGGUUGGUGGUCGAUUGAUGAAGGAAGCCGGGAGGAACAAGUUCGACUGAACUUUGAUCGAGAAUCUGGUUACAAUACCUUUAGUGGUCACCCGCCUGAGAUAGUCAAGAAAAUGCCAAAGGAAGAUCUUGCUGAAGAGGUGUGGAGACUUCAAGCAGCUCUUGGCGAACAAACCGAAAUCACAAAAUUCAGCCAGAAGGAAUAUGAAAGACUGCAAAAUGAGAAGGUGCUGUGUAGGGUUUGCUUUGAAAAUGAAAUCAGUUUGGUCCUGCUUCCAUGUAGACACCGUGUUCUCUGCAGAACCUGUUCAGAAAAGUGUAAAAAGUGUCCAAUAUGUCGUGUAGCCAUUGAAGAACGACUACCUGUAUACGACGUUUGA
Microthlaspi erraticum is the source of this 1404-nucleotide messenger RNA. NCBI's taxonomy places the organism in Eukaryota, Viridiplantae, Streptophyta, Magnoliopsida, Brassicales, Brassicaceae. The record is from the annotation of a GenBank genome assembly.